Molecule: messenger RNA, 1950 nt
Organism: Syngnathus acus (greater pipefish)
Lineage: Eukaryota; Metazoa; Chordata; Actinopteri; Syngnathiformes; Syngnathidae
Product: calcium homeostasis modulator protein 2-like
Exons: 4
Coding region: 267-1250 (327 amino acids)
Molecular function (GO): monoatomic cation channel activity
Source: RefSeq, a predicted model, not a curated record
GUUUUCACUUGUAGGGUUUUUUUUUUUCUCUUCUUCUUCACUGGGGAGGAAACCAGAGGGCAGGCCCUUGCUGUGAGUCAUCAUCGGUGCUCACACAAACUCAAAGUUGAGCUCAGAAGGAAGACUUCUGCUUCAGCUGGAAAAAGAGGCAUCUGCACAGAAGGCAUCGCGAAAUGGAUUCUAAAAGUCCAGUCACAUGUUUUGCCUGAGGAUACUGGAAGGCUCUUGACAGCUUACUUCAGUGAUCUUACCCCAACAUCCCAAACAUGGCCGCUUAUGCCCUUGUCACGCAGAAUUUUAAAUUUGCCUCUCUCUUCUUCAAGAGUAAAGAUGUGAUGAUCUUUAACGGUCUGAUUGCUCUGGGCACUGUGGCGAGCCAGACGGCGUACAACGUUUUUGCUUUCGAUUGCCCGUGUUCCCCUGGGAGAAACUACUACUACGGCAUAGCUGCCAUCGGUGCUCCGGCUUUGGCGUUUUUCAUCGUUGGAGUCAUGUUGAACAAGAGAACUUGGGAUCUAGUGUCAGAGUGCCGCCUCCGGAGGUUCAAGAAACUGUCCACAGCAGCCGCCUUCGCGGUACUGGGGAGUAUUAUGGGUCGAGCCGUGGUGGCGCCGCUUACGUGGACCGUCCUAUCCCUGCUGCAGGGUCUGGCGUACACGUGCGCCCUAAGCGAGUUUACCGACCCCAGCAGCGUCAAGGGCUUCCCGCCUGGUUAUUAUUCCGAGGACAUGGCAAAGUUCCCUUGCAAGGAAAGCGUUCCGACCGAGCUGCAAGGCUUUUGGGCAGAAAUUGACCGACGUCUGAAAUAUGAGUCACAGCUGAUUGGCUGGCUGGUGGUUGCCGGGACGUCUUUGAUGGUUUUCUUAGUCAUGUGCACGAGACAUUGCUCGUCGCCCCUCGGCUACCAGCAGGAAGAAUACUGGAAGAAGUAUCGCGCCAACGAAAAGACCCUCUUUCGUCGUACGGCCGCCGUCCACGCCCAACUCAUGGCUGCAAAGUAUGUGGAGAGCUUCUUCGGUUUCGUGGCUCUGGAGAACGAUGAGAAGGAACACGUGCUGGAACACCAGGCCGCGGCUAGUCCCAUCUGCAGCACCGAGUGGAACAGAGUGAGCGGUGUCUACCUUUACAGGGAGAAGAAUGGACUACCUCUAUACAGCAGACUUAACAAAUGGGCCACAUACAACGAGCAGAACGCCCGGGAGGAGGACUUUGAUAAAGAAAUGGAAGUGUUUGACAGUUUAAUUGCCUAGCACAAUCCAAAUGACUGCAAUCACUGCAACAUGGAUUGGCCUGGCCUGGCCUGGCCUGGCCGAUGUGCCGUUGGCCUGCACUUGACUUAAGUGGCUCAAUGAUUCAAUUUAAAGCCAGUUGCCUCUCCUCUCACUGACAUUGUGAGCCAGCUGCAUUCCUCCUCAACUUACUAUAUUUGAAACUAUGGUGUCCACACCUUUGAGUUGUAUUUAUUAUGUGCCGAUAUUUGAUUUGUUGUCAUAGCAAUGCCAAAGUGACUAUCGAUCAUAAGAAUGCUGUUGAACGGGCUGCGGCUGGCGCAGACUACACUCCAUGCAGAGGAUGAUGCUAUUUGUGUUCGUAGCAUCCAAUUAGCAGCAGGCAUUGCCAUACUUCAAUUAGUCACUCACUCACUCACUCAACUGAAUGCACAUGUCUAUGUCCUUAGUCUUAACAAGCAUUCAAAUGAAAGCAUGCUUACAGUACACAUUUGUCUUGUGCUGUCUGAACGGUUGGUGAAAAUACAUAUAAAUACUGUGUGUCAUCCUGCUAACUGCUUCAUGACUCAACUUUUGAUUUGAUGUUUUAAAGAGCACUCAUCCUCUACUCCAAGAAUCGUUCAUUUUCCAAGAGUGGGUGGCCAUUGCAGAGACCUAACUAUUUGCGUCCAUAUGAAAUAACAUGUCCCCAUUACAGUAGCAAAUGUGGUCGUUUGGUUUU